AUGGAAAUGGACACCGACGACGAAGACGCCUGCGUUAGUGGGGUUACAAGCACAGGCGCUAAAGCUGUGUAAACACCUGUUUACAUCCUGCACCGACACGUGCACCUCCGGCAACCCAAGGCCCCUACGUUCGCGUCUUGCGACAUACGUCUUACUAUCCAGAAUCUAGAUGAAUAUUCGAAGAGCAGAGCCGAAGGAUCUCACCAAGAUACAGCAAUGCAACUUGCACAACCUCCCUGAGAACUACCACAUGAGAUUCUGGGCCUAUUCCUUCAUAACAUGGCCAGAAGUUUCGUUUCUCGCAGAGGACAGCAGUGGGCGCGUAGUGGGAUAUGUGCUCUCUUCAAUAGAGCCAGAUGAGAAAUACCCUUGGUUGCAAGUCGGUCAUGUGAACUCUCUAUCCGUACUCCGAACAUACCGUAGGCUAGGUAUCGCGAAGCGAUUAAUGCUUAUGUCAAAAAAGGCCAUGAUUGAAUCAUACAACAUAGAGUACAUUCAGCUCCAUGUACGCAAAUCCAAUCGACCUGCCUUCACUCUGUACAGCGAGAAGCUUGGCUUCAAAAUCCACAGGAAAGAGGUCGGAUACUAUAACGACGGCGAAGACGCAUACUCAAUGAGGAUCGCCCUGAAACCACGGAGCUUCACCCAUCGACUUGGUCGCACUGUUCACAGAUUUAUAUAUGCUCGGCAAAGGGCAGUUGCAAACUGGACUUUGAGAUGCUCAAAACGAGUGAGCCAAAUAAAGUGAAGAUACCAAAUCGCUUGCCAGUAUUGUCUUGUUCUUACUUCAUGCUGUCCCAUAUGGAGGACACGCCUUUGUAUACUAUCCUGUCCGUAUAUCCACUUUAAUCAUAUUUCAGAUCAAGCAACAUUUUGACAUGACAUUACGUCUAUGGUUGGUAUCUCAGCCCAUUUCAUUUUCCACCUACAAUUUCCACCCUCCAGCGAG
Messenger RNA from Suillus paluster, 949 nucleotides. Its product is annotated as putative N-terminal acetyltransferase complex subunit ARD1. Bases 170 to 748 code for a protein of 192 amino acids. NCBI's taxonomy places the organism in Eukaryota, Fungi, Basidiomycota, Agaricomycetes, Boletales, Suillaceae. Gene Ontology annotation, cellular component: NatA complex. The record is from RefSeq and is a predicted model, not a curated record. Gene Ontology annotation, molecular function: protein-N-terminal-glutamate acetyltransferase activity; protein N-terminal-serine acetyltransferase activity. The transcript is spliced from 7 exons. Gene Ontology annotation, biological process: N-terminal peptidyl-glutamic acid acetylation.